This is a messenger RNA of Anopheles darlingi, 4588 nucleotides long. RefSeq names its product sorting nexin-25-like. The record is from RefSeq and is a predicted model, not a curated record. Gene Ontology annotation, cellular component: intracellular membrane-bounded organelle. Gene Ontology annotation, molecular function: phosphatidylinositol binding. The coding region runs from base 677 to 4129 and encodes 1150 amino acids. The transcript is spliced from 3 exons. NCBI's taxonomy places the organism in Eukaryota, Metazoa, Arthropoda, Insecta, Diptera, Culicidae.
UUUUUCAUUGUCAAUUACAGCGAACGGCGCAACAGGCUUGUUGGGUGGUUGACAGUGCCCGGAACAAAACAUAAAGAGCAUAGAACCUCUGUCUGCAUGAAGAGCAAGGGAGAGAAAGAGAGAAAGAAAGAGAGAGAGCGGACGAAUGCAUAAGCAGCAAAGGGAAGACAAAGAAAGAGGAAGAUCAAAACAAACGACGCCCAUUCUCCGAGCUGGCUCUACAACGCUAUCGAACAGCUUGAAUCAUCAAUCGAAUUCGGGAGUGUUUUGUUCGGUGGCAAGGAUUCUACGCGGUUACCUUUGUAUCGCCCGGCGGCGUCGCGACGCCUUUUCACUGUCGAUGGGUUCUUGGCUUGCUGGCUGCCGGAGCAGGAACGGUGAGGAGUAGUCCACAGCCUGCUGCUGCUGGUGAUGGUUCAAACAUAGCCUGAACCUUCGCCCCACCCUACUACGAACGCCUAAAGUGGACCAUACGGUUGCGGUCAGAUGGCGGGUAAUCGCUAGGCGCCAUAGACUCCAAGGCAAGGGCAUCUUGGACUAGACGGGAGCGACAAGCGAAUCCGGUAGCUUCUCUUACUCCGUGAUACAAAUUGUGGUGUGUGGGAGUAGGUGUGUGUUUUUAUUUGUGUGCAGGAGGUUUGGCGGAUUGAGUCCGUUUGAGUUCCACGUUCCAGCUAUGCGUACGCAAUAUUGGGUUGGAGCGAUAGCGGCCGUCCUCUGCGCCAUAUGCGUCCGUUCGUCGGCCUUUCUCUAUCUAAUGCUCUUUCUUCUCUACUCGCUCGUGCUUGUCGCAAUAGCGAUCUUUGGAACGAUCUAUGUGCAUUAUAAGCUCACGAACCGGGACUCGAGCUCAGAUGGCAGCAUCAUCGAAGCCGGUCGCUAUGCCACCUCUCACAUGUUGUUUGCCGCUAACAGGCCCUCAAUAUUUGCUGAUCCGCCCGGUACACCGCUCAUUUCUGCGAUGUCGGCGACCGGAACCGAUGCGACCUCGGAAGCUGGACGCAAUGCUACUACCCUCGGCAACAGUACCACCGGGACCGGUGCUGGUGCGGGCCAGUUUUCCCUCAUCUUCGGGCGCACGGUCGACGGGUUGCUGCUGCAGAUCAUUGCCAAUGCAAUGCGCGAUCUAGUGACACCGGCUCUCGAGACGGUGGUGGCGAACCCGCGCCGCAUCGUUGAUCUGCUGCGCGACGACCUGUGGCUCGCGAUUGAGAAGCUACACGAGCGGGCCUCGCGCAUCGAUGCACCCAAGCUGAUCGCUUGCGAUUUCGUGACAAAGGUUACGCUACACCUGCAGAAGAUUCGCCAGCAGGCUGCAGUGCAGGCUAGCGGUGAAAGCGUACCGGAGAGCAGCGACUGUGGGAUCGGCACCGGUGCUGGGGGCGAAUUCUGUACUGCUUCCUACCUUACCACCGUCGAGCGGGAGUUGGACUUUCUCAAGAAGAUCGGCGAAAUAUUGAUCAUCUUUCUACUGCCACGCGGCUACUCACUAUCUCCCAUCAAGGAUCUGCUGAGCGAGGUGCUGGCGUACCGGGUGUUGCACCCGGCCAUCCGCUACCUCACCUCGCCGGAGUUCAUCAACCAACAGAUCGUGGAGUGCAUCGAGACGAAGCUGGUGGCGGUGGCAAUACAGAAGCGAAGCAACGAGUAUGCCGCCAAUUUCGAGGACUUCCUGCGAAUCAUCGACAUGACGCAGACGGUCGACGAGCUGCACUCGAUUCGCGCCAGCAUCGUCAACGAUAUUCUGCAGGCAACCACCAUGGAAACACUAGUAAGCGCCCAGCGAUCGAGCGUGGGGCUGUUUCACGAGCAGGACGCUUCGGAACAGCAGCAAUCAACUUCAGCAUCACGGAUCACCUCGGCAGAUUUAACGGCCGGGCUCAAGCUGAAGAAGUAUAUCCAGCAGCUGGCCUACGCCAAGAGCCAGUGCGAAAAGUGUCUGAUGCGGCUUGGCUGGGAAGGCAAUGUCAGCAACGAUGUCGACCUGUCCACGCUCGACAUCCUGUCUACGGUGGCCGGUCGCCGCCAUCUGACUGCCUUUCUCGAGCCGCUGAAUGCCGGUACGCUCGUCGGCUACUACACCACGGUGGAAGAGCUCCGACGGGCACCAAAGUCCGCCUGGCAUCAGCUCGGUGCCGAGAUCUUCUACACGUACGUGCGUGCCCCCAACUCGGAGCUGCCGCUCGAUCGCGGUGCCCGAAAGCGCAUGGAGGCGUUUCUGGUCGGUGAGGGCGGCCCAGAUGUGUUCUACGAGGUGCAGCGUGACUGUCUGCUGUUGCUAGAACGGAAGUACCACCAACCGUUCCUGCUGAGCGAGGAGUAUGCGCGACUCAAGAACUCGUUGACGCAGGAAGACUUCAAGGAGAUCGUAACAGCAUGCGGUUCCGUCGCAGGUGGUGGCAUCGGUUCGCCUAACGUAUCACAGUACAGCACGGACAGCCAGGACAGUGACACCGGUUCAUCAGUGGCGAUGCCCAGUUCCGUCGGCAACGGUGGAGACAAUAGUGGGGGAGCUGGCACCGGAUGUGUUGGGUCAUCGAGCGGACCUUUGUCCGAUCAGCCACUUGUCGACCUAAGCAACCACUCGCAAUACGCGCGCAACAAGCUCGACCAGCUGGACGAGAAGCUGGCAAACAAGCAGCAAGCACUCGAGGCACUAAAACACUCACUGAAGCCCGACUCGAAGCUGCUGCUGAUGCUCGAACGUGAAAUCGAGUGGCUGCGUGGGGAACGGCGCCAGCUCGAGUCGCACCUGCUGCGGACGGAGGUGUGGAGUGAAUACCUCGGUCGAUGGCGGGCGAUUGUCGAGAGCGUCAACUUCUCCGACGACCGAGAACCGCCACAGUUCAUGAUUGUCGUGCAGGUGGACGAGAUGAAUGAUUGCGGGCGGGACGGUGUGGCGACCGCACUCGAUGCCACCGAGAGCAUCUCGACUGGCUGGGUGGUGGUACGUUCGCUGUCCCAGUUUCACGCCCUCCAUCGCAAGCUGCGUCCGAUGGCUAGCGAGCUGCGACAACUGGAUCUGCCCUCGAACAACGCGUUCAAGCUGUUCCUGUUGAAGAACGAUCGUGCGCUGCUGGAGCGGGCCAAGGCGCAAGUUCAGCGCUACCUGACCUUCAUCCUCGAGGACGAUCAUCUGAACCAGAGCGAGGCGGUGUACGAGUUUCUCAGCCCCAGUUCGGAACGGCUCAAGCAGGGCGGCUCGAUGAUGAUGAAUGCAAUGGCUGGUGGUGGUAGUAGCGGUAACGGCGGUAACGGUGGUGUGCAUCCGUCGCCAUCGAAAAAGUCCAAGUUCUCGCUGGCUACCCUGUUCCGUGGCAACAGUGACCGGCUGGAGCAGCUAUGGUCAGCCGGGACACCCAUGCACACGCUGGCCGACUAUACACCGGACGCCGAUCCUGACCAGGUGUCCCUGUACCUCGAUGGUCUUUGUUGCGGUGGAUCAGGAAGAGGUGAGGAAGGAGCUCGAGGCCCGUUCGGGUCACUCUCCAGCUAUCCGUCGGCCGAUACGAGCCCAGAGGUGCGCGAUUCGAUCGCCGAGCCGCUGUACGCGCUGCUGGGCGAACUGUUUGAUCUCGGUGGUGUGUUCCGCUGGUUACGCAAGAGCCUGAUCUCGUUCGUGCAGAUCACCUACGGUCAGACGAUCAACCGGCAGCUACGCGAAUCGAUCAACGCCAUGUUCGACGAGCCGAUGCUGCACGCAUACGCCAGUGCCGUACUGAAAAGCUGUUGGCCGGGAGGUGGUCCGCUUAGCCCGCACGUGCUGCGCGGGGCGGCCGAGCGGACCGACGAUCAGCGCGAAAUGACCGCGAAUGCAGCCCGCUCAUUGCUGCAGGAUAACAUUCCCGAUCUACUGUGCAGCCUGAUCGGUGCCCAGAACGCGCGCCAAGGAACGAUCAAGCUGUUCGAGGCACUCCAGAAUCCACUCUACAACAAGCAACUGUUCUACGAUCUGCUCGAAACACUGAUGCUCGAGCUGUUCCCGGAAAUCCGACAGCAAAAACAGUCGAGGCCGACAGCUCGGGAACCGAAUCACCAUACUGGCACGUCUCCGCAACCCACUACCACCACCUUCACCGCAUUCUGCCCACCGACGACGGCGUCUAGUACGCGCGCCCGAUAUACAUAGCACAGGACCUGAACACUAGUUUAAACCAGGCGGCAUUUCCGCUGCACCGGACUCUUCUUGACUAACGCAUUCGAAGUGAAAAUGUAGGAGAAAGAGAGAGAGAGAGAGAGAGAGAGAGAGAGAGAGAGAGAGAGAGAGAGAGAGAGAGAGAGAGAGAGAGAGAGAAACAAAGUGGCCGGAAGUGAGAUGAAAUGUGGGACCUCUACCCACCGAACUGAACCUAUUGGACCGAAUGAACCACGCAAGCACUACACACUCCAGGAGAAUGGUCUGUGCCUGUUCGUAGCACUUUCGCUUCAUAAACACGGCCCACUGCCGCCUUCUUGUCCAUAAAUCUGUUGGACAGAGCUUUUCGGGCACCGAAGCUUCCCUUUUCCUUCCCUCCUUAGGCAUUCCUAUGGUGCGCAUGGUGCUGAGUGGUGCUGUCGUUCAAUAUCAAAAUACCUGUUUUACAGUGAA